AAACCACUUCCAGACUUCCGGAACCACCCUUUCAAGGCAGCCCCUCCAAUUAAACAUCAAUUGAAGCGGGGUCUGGUGCUUCACUGGACAUCUCCCAGUCAGGCGCCUUGUAUGACGAUUGCAUGACCUUUGCAUGACCUGGUGCCUUCUCGGAUCAAGUUUAGGGCACCAAUCUGCGGAAAAAACGCGUAGAUUUGGGCCAUCCAGAUGGAGUCAAAAAUUGGGCAUCUACCAAGUCCGCUGAGACCAGAGUCCGAUUUCGACCUCUGCAUGCUGGAGGCCUCCAUGCAGCUCGAGGAGAUCUCAGGCGAUGACGAGCCGCUCGACACGGGGUUCGACGAUCCUUCGGACGACGCGGAGCUGACGGAGCUGACGGACGAGGAGGUGGACCAAACACGUUUGCCGAGUCGCUGGGACCGACCGUGGUUGGGCGGUCUGCCAAACGACGCGGAGAGCGCGGCCGCCGCGAGGAGAGGACGGACCGGCUAUGCUUCGUACUUCUCCUGGGGUGUGCCACUGGAUGGCAACGAAGUGGCCCCACCGAACCGCAUCUUGCACGAGCAUCAUCUCCACCUGCUCGACGCUUCUUUGCAAGGGAUCCGCCACAACAAGGGUCACUUCAAGAAGUGCAUUUACAACAGCCGAGGUGAAGAGACGCCCUCCGAAGCCUCCGAAUGGCUCUCCUGGGCGACCCAGCUGCGCAAUCGGAUGCUUCGCUCGAGGACGCCGAACCCCAGCCCCGUCGAAGACACCGGGCGCUGAACGCGAGCGGAGCCACGGCGUAGCCGGAGCUGGCGGGUCGAGGCUUUCGGACGCAGCCACAGGGUUGGUGGCUUUCGAGCUGCGGCAGCACGAAGAAGAGCAAGA
This is a messenger RNA of Durusdinium trenchii, 867 nucleotides long. Lineage: Eukaryota; Dinophyceae; Suessiales; Symbiodiniaceae. The record is from the annotation of a GenBank genome assembly.